AUGCUCAACAAAUCGCUUCUUUCCGUCGCGGCACUGGUCGUUGCCCAGAGUCUCCCAGGACUCGGGAGAGCAAUUGAUGAACAGCAAACAGUGCGAGUGACAACAUCGGAAAUCAUUCGACCUGGCGAGCUGGCCAACAUUCAUCUAGACUGGCACGAGCAACCACCGAGCAGCAUCAAAGCCAUCUACACGUCGUGUGAUGGGCAGAACUCGACCAAAAGCGUGCAAACCAUUGGCCGCUAUUCAAGUGACGGCGAGCCUCCUCAAAGACUAGCCUGGGCAGUGCCAGAUCAUGCCCCGACACAACAAUGCAUCUACAUCAUUGCAGUGGAUGACACGUUGGAAUCGCCCAAAGUCUUGGGGAAAAGCGACCCCAUCUCCCUUCAAAAGCCACUCCGAAAAAGAUCGACAGCAGACGCCAAUAUUCCGCUUUUGAAGGAUUUCGAUUCCUUGGGAACAUGGUUCGACGGAGUGGCCAAAAUCGAAGAGAAAGUGAAGCAAGGGGGUGGGGUGACUUCGAAGAGCUCCACUAAAAAUACCUCAAUCGCCAUUGUUGGGGGUGGGAUUUCCGGGCUCGCGACGGGUCUGAUGCUGGACAGUGUUGGCGUGCACAACUGGGAAAUCAUCGAAGCUAGUGAUCGUGUGGGAGGCAGGUUCCGAACCAAAUAUGUCGCAGACACGCAGGAAUGGGCUGAGAUGGGCCCGAUGCGACUUCCCUACUCGGUCACUUACAAGAGUGACAAUGAUACUCUGCUGUACACAGAUCAUCAGUUGACCUUCCAAAUGGCCGAGAUCCUGAACAACAUGAACAAGAACGAGUCAAAGUGGAAGAUCGAUUUCAUCCCCUGGGUCCAGCACAGCCCCAAUGAGAUGAUUGCCCAAGGGACUCGCCGACAUCCAGACGGAAGAAUCCCAACACGCGCUGAGAUCGAAGAUGACUCGGGGUUAGAAGAUGCACCGGCAAUGACGACUGCGGAGUACAAGAGCACCGAAAACCAGAUGGACAAGAUCCUCAAGGAUGAGGCAACGCUCAAAUCGAUCCAAAAAGACGUUUGGAGAGCCCACAAGACCGCCAUGGAACAGGGACUCGACGACUGGAGCGAGCAAGCGAUGAUGCGUCACGUCUUCAAGGCUAGUGAGAAUGUCACCGACGAGAUCUGGACAUCAUCCGACUACGAUGUGUUCUGGGAUGAGCUGCAUCAUAAUUCCAAUCUCGGGUUGGAUGGAAGCAAAGGCAGCUUGGGAGAGACAAACUGGGUGUGCAUCGACGGAGGGUUCAAUCGAUUAUCGGAUGCCUUCCUUCCUCACGUCCAAGACAGACUUACCCUGAACCGAAAAGUCAGGAAAUUGGAAUCUGUCCAAGGCAAAGAUGGAAACACCCGAACUCGACUAUCUUGGUAUCCCAGUGUCUCAAAUCGAACAUACGAAUCGAAAGAAUACGACUAUACCAUCAUGGCUGCACCAUUUACCAUGACCCGAUUCAUGGACCUACCCAAGUUCUCCUCCGUCCUGGACCGAGCAAUCAGCGAAGCAGGUCUGCGCUUCAAGUCCGCGUGCAAAGUUGCACUGCUGUUCUCCGAACGGUUCUGGGAAAAGGGCGACCGGCCCAUUUUCGGUGGCUACUCCAAACCAGAAAGCAACUCCGUCGGCGCAUUGUAUUACCCAGUCUAUGGACUCAACGAAUCACGCCCGGGGUUGAUAAUGCAUUACCGAGGCGGCGACUGGAGCGAUCGUUUGGUGAGUUUCUCCGACGAGGAGCACGUACAGACUGUACUGGAUGCCGUCGUCAGUCUGCAUGGUGAACAGGCACGCGAUUUGUAUACUGGUGACUACGAGCGUCUCUGCUGGCUUCAGGAUGAGCAUACUGCGACUUCUUGGUGCCGACCGGAUGUUGAGCAGCAUAAGCUCUACAUUCCGGCGUAUCAUCAGACGGAGCACAACACUAUCUUUAUUGGAGAGCAUACUGCCCCCACACAUGCUUGGGUUAGUUCUUCCCUGCAUUCCUCGGUCAGAGGAUCUAUUCAGUUGCUUUUAGAGCUUGGCUUGGUUGAUGAAGCGAAGGAGCUCAAUCAGAAAUGGAUGGGUAGAUGGAUAAAGCUGUGA
Messenger RNA from Penicillium olsonii, 2103 nucleotides. NCBI's taxonomy places the organism in Eukaryota, Fungi, Ascomycota, Eurotiomycetes, Eurotiales, Aspergillaceae. The record is from the annotation of a GenBank genome assembly.